Messenger RNA from Drosophila innubila, 861 nucleotides. Its product is annotated as ubiquitin thioesterase otubain-like. Lineage: Eukaryota; Metazoa; Arthropoda; Insecta; Diptera; Drosophilidae. Gene Ontology annotation, cellular component: nucleus. Gene Ontology annotation, biological process: protein K48-linked deubiquitination. The transcript is spliced from 3 exons. The record is from RefSeq and is a predicted model, not a curated record. Gene Ontology annotation, molecular function: cysteine-type deubiquitinase activity; ubiquitin binding. The coding region runs from base 33 to 821 and encodes 262 amino acids.
UUUUGUGACAUUCUUUUUUUUAUAUUUAAAUUAUGGAGUCUGUGGGAAAUAAUACUGGAAAUUGUGAUGAAUUGAUCAUAAAACAGCAGCGAGAGAUUGAAAAGGAGAUCAUUGAAUCAACUCCCUUGGUCAGUGAAGAACUGCCAUUAACUUGUUUAGUGGCUGAAUAUAAUGGAGACGUCGUUUUGACGGCUAAGAUUGAAGAUUUGGCUGGAAAAUAUAAAUAUAUACGACGAACACGUCCUGACGGAAAUUGCUUCUUUCGAGCUUUUGCCUAUUCAUAUCUGGAGAAUUUGGUCACAAAUAGCCGGGCUUAUCAUGAUUUUCGCAUACUUGCGGAACACUCAAAAGACAAGCUUAUACAACUUGGAUUUCCUAGCUUUACCUUGGAAGACUUUCAUGGAACUUUCAUGGAUGUAAUAAAUCGUGUUAGUCCGGAUAAUAUUGGUGGAUCUCUGCAAGCUAAAAAUGAAUUGCACUGUGUAUUCAAUGAUCAGGGAUAUUCCGAUUAUGUGGUUGUUUAUCUACGUUUAAUCACAUCGGGAAAAUUGCAGGAGAAUGCUGAAUUCUAUCAACAUUUUAUUGAAGGUGAUCUUUCCAUUGAAGAGUUCCGUCAUCAAGAAGUCGAACCGAUGUUUAAGGAAUCGGAUCACAUUCAUAUCAUUGCUCUUUGCACGGCCCUGGGAGUGGGAGUACGUGUUGAAUAUCUGGACAGAGGCGAAAGUGGCACUGUGAAAACUCACGAUUUCCCCGAGGGAUCACAGCCAAUGGUUUAUCUCAUUUACAGACCCGGACAUUAUGAUAUACUCUAUCCAAACUGAAUUUAGAUAAUAAAUUGUAAACAUAAUUAAAUUUGUAGGA